AUGGACAAUAUUUACGUCCUGAAUUAUUUAGUUAAUAGGAAUUUGGGGAAAAGUAAUGGAAAGUUGGUGGCUUCAUUUGUGGAUCUAAAAGCGGCAUUUCCAUCAGUAAACAGGGGAAUUUUAUGGAGGGUUGUAAGGGAGAGGGGUAUAGAGGAUGGGUUGGUGGAGAGGAUAAAGGAGCUAUACGAGGACACCAAAGAAAGGGUAAAAAUUGGGGAAAGUUUGGGACGGGAAUUUUGGUUGGGUAGAGGGCUAAGGCAGGGCUGCCCCCUGAGUCCAAUAUUGUUCAACAUGUUGAUUGCGGAUCUGGAAGAAAGAAUGAGUAAGAGAGGGAAGGGUGGUGUGAUUUUAAGGAAUGGAAGAAUAUAUACUCUAGCAUAUGCGGAUGAUGUGGUUUUGAUGGCUGAGAAUGAAAGUGGAAUGAAAUUAUUAAUGAAAGAGUUUGAGAAAUAUGUGAGAGAGAAAGAUUUAAGUGUGAAUGUAGAGAAAACGAAAGUGGUAAGAUUCAGAAAAAAGAAUGAUAAGGAAAAAAUAGAAUGGAGGAUGAAUGGGAAGAAUGUGGAAGAGGUGAAUGAGUUUUGUUAUUUAGGGUAUUGGUUUAUGUGCAAUGGAAGGCAGGAUCUGAAUGUGGCUAUGAGAGUAGAAAAGGGGGGCAAAGCUAUGGGUCAGGUAUGGGGAAUUGGAAAAAGAAGGUUUCAGGAUGAUUGGAAGAAAAGAGUGUGGUUGUUUGAUGCGUUGGUAUGGUCGAUAAUAAGUUAUGGAGUGGAGGUAUGGGGAUGGAGUGAAAUAGGAAAAUUGGAAAGUAUGCAUGAGAAAUUCUUGAGAUGGACGAUGGGGGUAAGCUGGAAUUGCCCGGGGUAUAUGGUGAGGGAAGAAUUGGGUAGGGAGAAGAUGGUCACGAAACAGAGAAGGAGAGCGAGGAAUUAUGAGGAAAAACUGGAGCAAGGAAGGGGAAGUAAAAUAGCAGGGAUGUGUUGGAGACUAAUUAAGGAAGGAGAGGGAAGGUGUAAAAGGUGGGAAAAGGAAAGAAAGAAAGCAUUAAGGGAAGGGGGGAAAAGUAGAGAAAAAGGGAAAGAAAUAAUAGAGAUUUGGGGUAAAUGUGAUAGGGAGGAAAGAUGGAAAAAGGUAAUGGAGUCCAGGUACAACAGAUGGUACAAAAUGAUAAAAGGAGAGGGAUUGCCGAAAUAUUUGGGGAGGAAGAUGAAGUAUGAAAAGUGGAGUAGGGUGUGUAGGUUUAGAAUGGGGGAAGGUAUGAGAGAAUGUAAGUACUGGAUGGAAGAGGAUGAAAGAAAAUGCAGAAUAUGUGAGUAUGAAAGAAAGGAUUGGGAGCAUGUUUUGGAAAGGUGUUGUAGUGGACGAAUGGAGGAAGGGCAAAGCGUGACUGAAAGAGUGAUGUGGAUAUUGGAUGAGAAUGGGCAGGGUGAAAGAUGGAUGAAUGAUUUAGAGGAAGUGAGAAGAAAAAGGAAAGAGGGAUUAAUUUAG
Leptopilina heterotoma is the source of this 1482-nucleotide messenger RNA. RefSeq lists its product as uncharacterized. The transcript has a single exon. Bases 1 to 1482 code for a protein of 493 amino acids. The record is from RefSeq and is a predicted model, not a curated record. Lineage: Eukaryota; Metazoa; Arthropoda; Insecta; Hymenoptera; Figitidae.